This is a messenger RNA of Prorocentrum cordatum, 1773 nucleotides long. The record is from the annotation of a GenBank genome assembly. Lineage: Eukaryota; Dinophyceae; Prorocentrales; Prorocentraceae.
GCUGGGAGAAGUUCCGACUAUGGAAACAGUGCGUGAGGAGAUGGAAGGGCAGCUUGCACCUGGGCGAGGUACAGGCGGCCGACAGACUUCUAGAGGUCCUGCCCUGGGACAUCCGAUCGCUCCUCGAGGAUAUUCCAGACAACGAGCUGACGGUGGAGCUCAUACUGCAGAGAAUGGGCUUCAAGUCAGGCGAGCGUGAGGACGACGAACUCUUCCGGACGGGCAGCGAGGCCAUGCAGGACACCGAGCGGAAUAAGGAUGAGGACCUGCACACUUUCGCUGAGAGACGGAAGCGACAGUUCGACAAGGCAAAGAGCAUCGGGAUGGAGAUUCCGGAGAAGACACAGGGCAUGGUGCUGAUGCAGGGUGCUCGUCUCAGUGAGCAGGGCAGGCAGAACCUGAAGAGUUUGACGAAGGGCUCCAUGAGAGGUGAGGACAUCCUCUGGGCACUGCCGAAGCUCGACACCGGAGGGAAGGUCUGGAGCGACGGCAAGCAGUCAUCACUUUUGAGUAUCGAGCCGGCCAUGGUGCUGGUCGAGAUCUCCGAGAAGGGUCUCGUGGAGCCGGAGGUGGUCGAGACUCUGGCGCGGAUUGGAAAGACCAAGAAGACGUGGAAGGAUAACCAGCAGCUGAAGACGGCCCUCAAGCGUGAUCGGGGAGUAGGACCCGCAGUUGAGGCCUUCACGUUUGCCGUCAUCGAGGAGAAUGACCACCAGGACUACCACGUCAGUGGCAUCACGGUCCUGGGCAGGGAGGUCUCGACGAGCCUCAAGGGGAUCACUGGCCAGGAGACUGAUCUGACGGGGGCCUCCAUGCUGGUCCUGGAGAGCGGCCUGAUCAUCGUAGACAGCGGCGCCUCUCAGGCGAUCGUCGGCAUGCAGAUCAACUGGGUCGAGAAGAACGUACAGGCACCUCGUGGCAUCGGCGGCGCAGCAACGCUGGUCGGGGUCGCAGUGGUGCCGAUAUCCAUCAGUGGCAGAAGCGGGACCAUCGAGUUCGUGGUCGUGGAGGAGGACCUGCCUCCUCUCCUACCAGGUGGGUUUCUCGAGCGGUUCGGCGCGGCGCUGGACUACGAGAAUGGUCUUCUUCCCCUGAAGAAGUUGGACUGCGGGGCUGAGCUCCGCCGGAUCGGGAAGAACCACCGGGGGAUCUACAUCGGCACUGGGGCGGAGCUGGCUGAGCACGCUCUUCUCCCCAGCCCGCGGGCCUUGCAGCAGUUCCUCGGGCGCAGACUCCAGUCCCACAGCGAGAUCCGCCUCACGACGAUGCGGGGCCCCCCGGACUCGAGCAUCUCCGAGCGGGUCGGGGCUCAGUGGAUCCGGCUGCUGCACGCCUGGAUGAUGUGGGUGCAGAAUCUCGUGGGCAAGUUCUACGCGCAGGGCAAGCGCGGGGGGCCUUUUCCCAGGUGGUUCGAGACCUCCCGCAACCAGCGCGGGCGCUGGGAGCAGCGUCGCAAGUGCAAGGCGAGGUCUUCCUACCAGGAGGUCGGGUUCCGCGGGGGCGGCCACGGGCAGAUGACGGCCUCCGAGCGGCCCCCGCGCGACGUCAAACCCCUGAGGUCGGCGAUGCAGGAGUCCAGCUCCAGCUCAGCGUCGCCGUGCGGCAUCGGCGCCGACCGACGAGAACGCCUGGCGAUGACGGCCUCCACGGGGCCGAUGACGGUGGCACUGCGCGAGCAGUCGGCGACGCUCUCCCACAUGGCGGCCACGAUGCAGCAUGUGAAUCUUCAGAGCAGAUUUUGCAACCGGUGCAAGUGCGGCCUCCAGCUCGUCG